AAACGAACAAAAAAUAGUGCACGUCUCCUACAGCUGUCUCUGCAUGACAGUGAAAAGGGGAAAGCCCGCCGAUGCAAUAUUUUCGCUUUUCCACCGAUGGAAUUUCUCAAUUUAAGAAACGGCAUUACCGAUAGAAGGAACAACUCCUUCUCUAACAAUUCCCACCCUUCCCCGAGCAAAUCACUCCCAUCACCAGCCGCCCCGUCUCUUGAUCAGUGUAACAAGCAGCUACUCAAAAGUAAGCUUGUUGAUUUCAGCGAACCUUACUUCCGCGUAAGGUAGAACAGCGCACCAUUUUCUAAGACCCCAAAAAAUAUAAGAUUUAAUUGUCGGUUUCCUUAAAAGAAGAAUAAGAAAGUAAAAUAAAACCAUUCUGAUGCAAGCAGAAUUUAGAGGAAGCUCCCUAUUUCCCCUGCAUAUUUAACUUCUGCAUUUCUAUAGGCCAAAGAUUGAGUUUCGCUAGAGAUCUCUUUUACAGCUGUACGGAGCGCCGUUUAAGCAUAGGCAAAGACAAAAUUGCUUCUUCAGAUAUGUCAUUUUAUAAUGCAACUAAAUCUUUGACAAAAAUGAUAGACUCACAAGGAGAUUGGGUUCCUGUACCCAGCUUGAUAGACCAUAACAAUUUUAGGCCCCUUUGCCUGCUUCAAAAGAAGAUGAAGACAUCAUGGUGGCAAAGCUGCUCUUAUCACAAAACUGAAUACCAAUUAUAUCACAUGCUGUUACCAGGAAAUGACACUUCAAGUCUAGUUUGCAAAAAUUCAGAGUUAUUCAUCCUUGAAGACACUAUAGAUGGAAUACUGAAAGGGAAUAUUAGUGGAGUUACUGACACUGAAGUAACUAGCACUGUCAGCAUUUCUCAUGAAAGGUCUGUAAAGGUGAAAAAGAUACAUAUUCCAAUCCAAGACCUUGAUUCCUUUAUUAAAGAAAAAAAAAUCAACAAUGAACAUCCAUUUAUUAAACAAUCAAAGAAACUCCAGAGGAACUUAUACGUGAUCACUGAAUCAGCAGAAGCUGUGGAAAUGACAACGUUUGGGGAAUCCAGCAAAGUGGAAAGCAGCAUCUUUCAUAAAGCCUACAUCAAACUGAGCCUGAAGGGUGCUAGAGAUAGGAAGAAAAUAAUCACUAUCCCAAAGGGGUGCAUCUUGGCAUUCAAAGCUAAGAAAUUACUUAUAGAAGAAGGAACCUUAGGUAUUUCUUAUUACUCAACUGAUAAAACAGGAACUUUUGAUAUACAAUUUAAGUCUGAAAGUACAGAUAUACCAUCUAUGUCUGAAAGUGCAGACAAUAGGAAAAACCUUCAAAAGGAAGUUGAGAACGAAUAUGUACCAUUUUCUUUAAUGUCUUCAAACCUGCGUGGCAAAUUUCUAACUAGUUUUGUGGUUCUAAUGAAGAAAACUGACCUUUUGGAAGAACUGGAGUUCCAGCUGGAACAGGUUCUUGAGGACCCUGAACAAUUCAGACUGAAUAUGGACAAACCAGAGUUUAAGGAUCUGAUGGAGAACUUGCAAGAUGUCAAAGGAGUAAUUGUCACUGAACUUGCUGAGGCUACUCUCUAUUUUCUUCAGGCUCUUGAAGAACUGACAGAUUUCCAGAUAAUGCUAUUGGUAGAAUCUAUGGAAAAAAAGAUUGUGUCCCAGCAAUUGAACCUGGUUGGAAGAAUCCUAGACAAAUAUUUCUGGAAUGGAAAACAGAAUUUUACUGUAGAAGUCCAGCAAUUACCUGAAGAGGAAUGGGAUAUAACUGGAAUGUUAAUUGAAGAAAUAAGUGGAAUAUCCAUUCAACGAAGUGGAUGCACUGUUAGUGGAUCUGUACAUCCUGAUGUUUCCUCAGCCCUCCCUGCACUAUAUGUGGUUCUAUUUGCAAUUGAUCUUCUAUCUAAGAAAAGUUUUUAAGCCAUUCUUCUAAAUCAGACUAUGUUUGCAGCUAGAAAAGAAUCAUGCACAAAUGCAGCAGCCUAAUAUAUUAAAAAUGAAAGUUGUAAUCAGACAGUUUAUUUGAAAGGAAGCUUGCCUGAGAAUAUCAAUUUAUAUUAGGUAUUUACUUCUUGCAUUCAAUUCUCCAUAACUGCAUUCACACAAAACUAAAUCAUUUGUAGUCGAGCUUAAUGGAUUGUUCAAACUUAGAUUAGGGCCAGUCAGAAACCAUUAUGGUGAUUAAAAUAAUCACUAAACAUAAGGAGGAAAAAAACUAAAGAAAAAUAAAUUUGCAGAUAGUCUUCAAUGUAUGACCAUUUAACAAACUACGAACUGCUGAAAAAAGUGACUUAUGGCCAAUCCUUGCACAUACAUUCAGACUGGAUUUGCUUAAUGAUGAUGUGAUUUAUUUAAUGACUGCAGCAAAAAGAUCAUAAAAUUGAGCAAAACAAAUUUAACAACUCCAUUGCUUAGCAAAUAGUCAGUUCCAAUUAUGGUUGUAAGUGGAG
This is a messenger RNA of Protobothrops mucrosquamatus (brown spotted pit viper), 2422 nucleotides long. It is a transcript of the gene GSDMA, whose product is annotated as gasdermin A. The record is from RefSeq and is a predicted model, not a curated record. The transcript is spliced from 12 exons. Gene Ontology annotation, biological process: defense response to bacterium; pyroptotic inflammatory response. Lineage: Eukaryota; Metazoa; Chordata; Lepidosauria; Squamata; Viperidae. Gene Ontology annotation, molecular function: phosphatidylserine binding; phosphatidylinositol-4-phosphate binding; phosphatidylinositol-4,5-bisphosphate binding. The coding region runs from base 531 to 1892 and encodes 453 amino acids.